Messenger RNA from Oncorhynchus masou masou (cherry salmon), 729 nucleotides. RefSeq lists its product as uncharacterized. Gene Ontology annotation, biological process: response to bacterium. The record is from RefSeq and is a predicted model, not a curated record. The coding region runs from base 1 to 729 and encodes 242 amino acids. Lineage: Eukaryota; Metazoa; Chordata; Actinopteri; Salmoniformes; Salmonidae. The transcript has 7 exons.
AUGGCCAAUGUUGGAGAGACUGUGACUUUGCACUGCUUCUAUAAAGGCAACCUGGCACUGUACCUUAUGUGGUACAAGCAAACAAUGGGUCACAAUCCUCAACUCUUAUCAACCUUCUACAAGUAUAACAAGAAUGCAACAUUUUACCAUGAAUUUAAGGGUAACACUCGCUUCUCAGUGCAAAGCGGUGAAGGAAUGAAUGACCUAAAGAUCUCAGACAUGCAGCUCUCUGAUUCAGCCACAUACUAUUGUGGGAACUCUUAUGCCACAAAGUUCGAGUUUGUUGAAAAGAUUACCUUGGACCUUCAGGACAGUGGAAUUGAGAUACCUAAGACAUUUGUACAUCAGUCUGUCUCUAAAUCAGUCCAGCCAGGAGACUCUGUGUCUCUAAACUGUACGAUACACACUGAGACCUGUGCAGGAGAGCACAGUGUCUAUUGGUUCAGACAUGGCUCAGGAGAAUCCCGUCCAGGAAUCAUUUACACCCAUGGAGACAGGAGUGAUCAGUGUGAGAAGAGCCCUGAGGCUGGGUCUCCUACACAGAGCUGUGUCUACAACCUCCCCAAGAGGAACCUCAGCCUCUCUGAUGCUGGGACUUACUACUAUGGUUGUAAGGAGGACCAUCUUAGGUUCAUGUAUUGCCUUGGCGUAGCGUUGGGUCUGUGUGUCCUCCUCAUCAUUGUCCUUACUUGUGUUUCGUACAAGAUGAGCAAGUGCAUAGGAGGAUGA